UUAAGACAAAACCAGGCCAUGCCGAAAUGACAAAAACACCACUUCCUAAUCGUCAACUCCGACGACUUAAUUAUUAGUUUGUUGAAGAAUGGAACUCUCAUAGUCAGAUCUCAGAUCAGAUCCCACUAAUUAAUCUUGUUUAGCUUAAACCCAAAUAAUUCUCCACACAAGAGCAGCAGUCCCACGAUCUAUGUAAGCAAGUUACAGCAUCUUCAAACUUUGGACGUUGAUUUUACCAAAUCAGCUAGCGGCGGAGAUCAUUGAAGACUUUUUCGUUUUGUGAGCAGAGUUUGACUUGUGCUGCCAGCCUGCCAUAAUCUAUAAAGGAUGGAAAUUCAACAUUUUUGCCACGAUGACCAUCCGUUGGUCUUCAAUGAAGACGAGAGAGGAGAAAAUCGUUGUUUGGCGUGUAGGGAACCUGUGUUAGGUCCUAGCUACAGUUGUAUAACAUGCAAAUGGUACCACCAUCAUAAAUCAUGUGCGGAAUUAUCCCGUGAGUUGCAACAUCCCUUGCACCCAAAACAUCCUCUUAUUCUCUUUGACGAAUGGGAAAUUGAUGAAGACAAAGAAUAUAGCAAAUGCGAAGUUUGCAAAGAACAUCGUGAUGAAUACGCUUAUGGAUGUUUCCGUUGUAACUUUAACCUUCACACCAAAUGUGCUUUCUUACCGCUCACCUUAGAAUCUGAAGUCCACGACUAUCCAUUAACUCGCAUUUGGAAGUUUAUGAAGUUCACUUGCGACCUUUGUGGCAAAGAAGGCAAUGUGCCCUUUCUUUGUGCCCAAUGCAAUUUCUGUAUUCAUGAAACUUGUGCUUCUUCUUAUCUACGCAGAGUCAAAGCUAUACGUCACAACCACCCCCUCCAUCUCACCUAUUCUUCUCGUGAAGUACCUCAAUCUGAUUUCCCAUUUUGUCAACUAUGUGUUCAAAAAGUGGACACAGACUACAGGUUCUACUAUUGUUCGAGUUGCGAUUAUGUUGCCCACCUUGAUUGUGCUAUGGACGAGAGAAAUAGGGAGGACAUAAAUUUGCUUAAACUUACAAAUGGUGAGUCCAAUGAGCUAGAAAUUGAAGAUUUAGAGUUGGAUGGAUCUGUUGACUUAGCAACUUACAUAGUCAAAAAAAUCAAUGUAGGUGAGGACGGAAUUGAAAUUCUCACAGAAAUCAAACACUUCAGUCAUGAGCAUGAUUUAAAGCUUUCUGAUGAGGUUGAGAAUAACAAAAAAUGCGACGGGUGCUUACGAGCCAUUCUCCCUCCGUUUUACAAAUGUGCCAAGUGCAAUUUUUUUCUUCAUAAAUCUUGUAUUGAAUUACCUAGAAAAAAGCGACACCCACUCACCCUCCUCCCAAAGGCACCUUAUUGGAGUCAGUCAUUUAUGUGUAAUGCUUGUGAACAAUCUUGCAAUGGCUUCACCUAUUAUUGUGAGACAUGCAAGUUUGAUCUUGGAAAUCCUUUCCCACAAAGGUCAUGAGCAUCCUCUUUACCUCUCUAGCACAAGAUAUAGUCAGAAUUGUAGUAGUUGUGACUUUGAAAGUUCCCUAUUAUCCAGUCAAA
Messenger RNA from Quercus lobata, 1553 nucleotides. RefSeq lists its product as uncharacterized. The record is from RefSeq and is a predicted model, not a curated record. Bases 328 to 1470 code for a protein of 380 amino acids. NCBI's taxonomy places the organism in Eukaryota, Viridiplantae, Streptophyta, Magnoliopsida, Fagales, Fagaceae. The transcript is spliced from 2 exons.